Messenger RNA from Juglans microcarpa x Juglans regia, 1717 nucleotides. Its product is annotated as transcription factor MYB46-like. Bases 194 to 1177 code for a protein of 327 amino acids. NCBI's taxonomy places the organism in Eukaryota, Viridiplantae, Streptophyta, Magnoliopsida, Fagales, Juglandaceae. The record is from RefSeq and is a predicted model, not a curated record. The transcript is spliced from 2 exons.
AUUUUUCCCACUUCAUGAAGCCUCCUCUCCCUCGGCUCUCUCUCUGAUAUUUUUCUCUAGCUAGCUCUCAUUUUCUCUAUAAAGUCUUCACUGACAACAUCUAACCUGUUGGGAGAAAAAUUACCUAUACCCAAAGGGAAUAUUAAUUGUAUUCUAGCUGCAGGCCAGGCCAUUAGAUCAUCAGCCUCUCAAAAUGAGGAAGCCAGAGCCCUUCUCAGCUGGGAAAGACAGCCAUUCCAACAACAAGCUUAGAAAGGGCUUAUGGUCACCAGAAGAGGAUGACAAGCUCAUGAACUACAUGCUGAAGAAUGGCCAAGGUUGUUGGAGUGAUGUGGCUAAAAAUGCAGGCUUGCAGAGGUGUGGAAAGAGCUGUCGCCUUCGCUGGAUUAAUUACUUGAGGCCUGACCUUAAGAGAGGCGCAUUCUCACCCCAAGAAGAAGCUCUCAUGAUCCAUUUGCACUCCCUUCUUGGCAACAGGUGGUCUCAAAUUGCAGCACGCUUGCCAGGGAGAACUGACAACGAAAUAAAGAACUUUUGGAACUCAUCAGUGAAGAAGAGGCUAAAGACUUUGUCAGCCACAACCUCAUCAACAAGCACAAGCGAUUCAUCAUCGCCUAAAGAUGGUAUGGGAUCUGGACUCAUGAUUUCCAUGCAAGAACAAGGCAUCAUGCCAAUCAUGUACAUGGAUUCAUCAUCGGCAUCAUCUUCCAUGCAAAAUAUGGCCGGCCUAAACCACAUGGUUGAUCCAUUGCAUAUGCUUCAGCAUGGCCUGAACAUGUCCAGUGCAUGUACUGGAUACCUUAACACACCACAAUACAUGACUCAAAUUGGUGUAGGUACUGGAGAUAGUUUUGAUGGGGAAAAUGGGGCCUUUGGGGGUCUUGAUAUUGGGUUAGGGGAGUUGUUUGUUCCUCCUUUAGAGAGUGUAAACGUAGAAGAUCAGAAAGCUAAAGCUGAAAAUACAAAUAAGUGGUCAAUGAAUAACAACACCGGCCUGUAUAACACGAACAACAUCAGCAAUUACAAUAACAACAUUAAUGCUAGAGCAGAAAACUUAGCUCGGGUUAAUGGAAACUGUUGGGAAGUAGAUCAAGAGCUUAGAAUGGGGGAAUGGGACUUGGAGGAGUUGAUGAAAGAUGUUCCCUCCUUUUCUUUAGUUGAUUUCCAAAUUCAGUAAUCGUUUGACACUUCCAACAUUCCUUUUUUCUCUUUUUAAUCUUUUAGGAUGUUUCUUUAUGUGAAACUCUUUUCCCUUUUCAUAGAACUAGCUCUAUACCGAAUGAUCAUCAUUGUCAUAGCUAGGUUUCAUAAGAAGUAAAAAAGAUCCUUUUUCAUAACAAACUACCCUAUAUAUAUGUGGCUUUUGGGUUGCCUUAUAGCUAGCUGAGUUUCUUUUCCACUGUACUGUAUGGGAUCGAGGGUAUGAAUAAAUAAAGGUCAAGCGAUUACAGGAGUAUAUAUAUAGUGGUGACCAUAUAUAGAUGAUUCUUGUAAGUAUGUAUACAUUGCAUGUGCUAUUAGGACAGUAAAUUUGGUCAUUUUCUGACCAUCCGACUAUGAUCUGUAAUAAUCUUCUUGCAUUGGAAUAUACACAGAAGUAGAGACAAGAUAAUUAGCUGGUGUUUGUGUGUAUAUGUAUCAUGAGAUGUACAGAACAUAUAAUAUUGGGGUGAAAGUUGUUAUUAGUGGCAGAUUAUAUAGACAUUGAUGAUGAAUA